Bemisia tabaci is the source of this 3057-nucleotide messenger RNA. RefSeq names its product facilitated trehalose transporter Tret1. Lineage: Eukaryota; Metazoa; Arthropoda; Insecta; Hemiptera; Aleyrodidae. Gene Ontology annotation, biological process: transmembrane transport. The record is from RefSeq and is a predicted model, not a curated record. Gene Ontology annotation, cellular component: membrane. Gene Ontology annotation, molecular function: transmembrane transporter activity.
AUAGAAAUAAACUCCUCGAGCCUUUGCAAUGCCCACUUAAAGGCUGCUCAAUUGUCAAGGAAGUCAUUCGUACUCCCUUGGCCGACAUUUGCACACUCGUCAGCUCAGAUUCCAGUCCUUCGCGGUGACCCUUCAGGGCAAAACAAGACCUUUGCCCUCGCCAAUCGCACGGCCCCGAAAAGAGGGUUUGUUUAUUCCUCAUCUGCAGGUUUUUCGACAGUUUGGAUACUCCUAGGUGUGCGGUAUGUUUCGCGGGAAUAGUGUCUCUGAAAAGGUCCUGUGCGAUUUUUUCAAAUUUCUGUGUUUAAGUUUUUACAUUUACCUCCUUUAAAGAGGAAUUUAGAGUCAGAGAACUCCCUGAAAUACCCAUUGCUGUGAAAUUCAGCCACGCGUAAACCCGACGUAUCUACUCUCAGCCGCGAUUCGUUUCUAAAUUUUGCGAGACACCUUGAUUUCGAAUUUAAUUUUUCGCGAUUUUCAACCCUUCCGAGUUCCAAUCGUUUUGUUGCUUUUUUUUCGCUGAAAAAUCACAAUGGUUCGAUUUCGUGUGCGGCGCUUCUUGACCUUCUAAAGUUCACUCGAAAAGGUGUUCGCGAGUGCUGGACUACCUUUGACGAGCCAACAGCAGUUAAAAGUAGUUUGAUCCAUGUCCGAAAUUCUCACGAUCAGGAGACCGAACUUGAGUAUCCGAUACCAUUUGUGCAUCGAUGAUCAAAUCAAAGAAUUCAACAAUGAAUAUCUUCGAAUUCUUUUAAAGCAUCGACCCUGACGCCAGGACUUGGACUAGAGUCAUGAGCUCACCUGAAAAACCAGUGAAAAUCCAACCCAUCUACCAAGGGUGCGAGACGAAUAAAUUUCGGUACAAAAAUGCCAGCAGAUCCACAUUAUCACAGGUGGUGGCCACCCUCAUCCAGAACUGGUUGCUCAUCGAUCUUGGCAUGCAGUUGGUGAUGCCAACCAUAGUUUUGGGCGCUAUUCAUAAUAAUCCUGCCGAAGAUCUGAGUAUGAACGAUGAGCAGGCAUCGUGGUUUGGAAGCAUCCUGUUCUUCGCGCACCCAAUCGGGAGCAUGGUCUCGGGGUUCCUGCAGGAACAGUUCGGGCGGAAGGGGUCCUUGAUCCUGGUGAACAUUCCCAUCUUCGCGGCCUGGAGCACGCUCUACCUGGCCGGCUCCAUCUACAUGCUCUACUUCGUGUCCCUGGCGAUGGGCCUCAGCGUGGGCUUCUGCGAGGCGCCUCUUCACUCCUACAUCGGCGAGGUCGGCGAGCCCCAUCUCCGCGGGACCCUCUCCACGGUCACGUCAGCGGCCUGUAUCCUGGGAAUGCUCAUCAUGUACAUCAUCGGGUACUUAGUCCACUGGAGGACAGCUGCUCUCAUCAGCAGUGCUGUCCCUGUCAUAACCAUUAUUUUCAUGACCCAGAUUCCAGAAUCACCAACGUGGCUUAUCAUGAAAGAUCGUUUGAAAGAUGCCCAGAAAUCUUUGAGUUGGUUGCGAGGCUGGGUUGAACCGGAGGAAGUGCAGGAGGAAUUUCAGGAGCUCCUGAGCUACACCAAGAUAUCGCCCCCACCCUAUCAAGCCAACGACAUUGAAAUAGAAAAAUACGAGCUUGUCCGCACCGACGAGAAUGGGAGAGAGGUGGCAAAAGAGAAGGAGAGCUAUUUGCAGGCGAAAUUUAGAGAAUUGACGGACAAGAAGCUUUUGCGGCCCUUGCGAAUGGUGUUUAUUGUUUUCGUAUUCUGUUACGCAUCGAGUCUUAUAGCAAUGCGCCCGUACAUGGUCGGUGUCUUCAAUGAAUUUGGAUUUCCAAUGGAUAGCAAACUAAUAUUGAUCUUGACGAGUGCUUUCUUCUUCGUCGGCUCGAUCUUGAACGUGGUGCUCCUUCGACGGCUUGGCAAGCGGAGGCUCACUCUCUUGUGCCAAGGCAUGGCCUCAGUGUCCAUCGUCCUCCUCGGCGUCUACUGCUCCUUCUUCGACCGGACCAAUCGGAUCCCAAGUCUGGUCUGGGUCCCCAUUUCCCUCUUGGUCAGCAUCAGUUUUUUCAGCGGUCUCAGCGUAGCGCUCCUUCCCUGGCAACUCCUCAGCGAGGUUUUCCCUCUCAAGGGUCGAGGGGCUGCGGGAGGCAUUUCUGCGGCUUGGGCGUAUUACGUCGGGGCCGUUAUGUCAAAAACGUACUUGUACUUAGAGCGGUGGAUCAAACUAAACGGAGUCUUAUUUUUUUACGGAGCGAUUUCUCUCAUUGGAUUCUGGUACUUCCUGCGCUAUCUACCGGAGACUGAGGGCAAAUCCCUUGAAAAAAUUGAGUCCUACUUCACCAAGAACCACGACAAGAAAGAAAAAUUCUCCAAACCGAAGCGAAGUAAAAAACCAGUGUCACCGCUGUGAGAUUUGAAUCCUAUUUAGGUGGUUUGGAAUCAGCCAGAAGGGAUCCCAAAAAGAGCGUUUCAGAGAAGCAGUUUUUGUAGGGUCUACACUGACUUCAUUCAGAAGUAUUUCAACGAAUGGAAUAAUAUAUUUAAUCAUAUGGAUUCUAUGGCUAAACUUUGGGAACACAUUCCUUUAUCCGUGAGGGUGCACUUCUCGUAACUCUUAAUGGCGUGGCGUGCUUUGCGAUACAUCGACUCAUCCGUCAUUUAAACCUAUGGUAAAGGAUCCAAAAUCAGGGUGUUUGCAACGAGCACCUUAAUAAUCGAUUCUUUACCAUGGCCUCAAAUGAGGAAAUAUUGAUAAUCGAUCAUUCACGAUUCGUCAUUGGUGACUUUUAGUUGAUUAAACGUCAAAUUACGUAAAUCUACACGUUUUUGGAAGACUCGUGAUUUCAUUGCCUCUAUGAGGAAAAUAUCCAGGAAAUUUCAAGUACUUUGCUGUUUCAUUAUUUUCCAUUUUUCAAAGUAAAGAAAUAAAUGGAAUAAUGCAAUGGAGGCACGUGUUCACAGAAUUUAAUCAUAGGCCCUGGUGCAAUUCCAUCGGAACUCAUUUUUUAGAAGGUGGAUUUAUAUUUUUUGUAUAUAUUUAUUAAUCAGAGAUAAUUUUAGUAAUAAAUUGUUUUUGUAAAUAUCAA